This is a messenger RNA of Python bivittatus (Burmese python), 1304 nucleotides long. It is a transcript of the gene CH25H, whose product is annotated as cholesterol 25-hydroxylase. Gene Ontology annotation, biological process: lipid biosynthetic process. The record is from RefSeq and is a predicted model, not a curated record. Gene Ontology annotation, molecular function: oxidoreductase activity; iron ion binding. NCBI's taxonomy places the organism in Eukaryota, Metazoa, Chordata, Lepidosauria, Squamata, Pythonidae.
CUGCAGCAGCAAUGGAAAUCAGCAUGCAGAACGGAAGCACGCUGCUCUCUUGCAAUGAGCCAAAAGACAUGCCAAGCGUGCUGGCUUUGCAGCCUCUCUGGGACUUAGUCAGAACGCAGGAGGGUUUGAUGAAGUCUCCAUUCUUCCCAGUGCUGUUCAACUUUAUAACAUACACAGCUUUCUGCCUGCCUUUUGUCGCUCUGGACUUUUUAAGCGCUUGGAUCUCCGCCUUGAGAAAGUAUAAAAUCCAACCGCAGAUGUCCCCCUCGCCGCAGAUGGUAGCAGUCUGUCUGACUCAAAGCAUCUAUCACCACAUCGUGUGUAUCUUUCCAGUGACUGUUGCGCAUUGGUACUGGAGGCCAGUGAGCUUGCCCAAGGUCGCUCCCGAGGUGCCAGUGCUUAUCCUGGAGGUAGCUGUUUGCCUGCUGAUGUUUGAUUUCUUCUCCUUUUCGUGGCAUUUGCUCCACCACAAGGUGCCAUGGCUCUACAAAACUUUCCACAAGAUCCACCACAAGCACAUCUCUACCUUUGCUCUGACCACCCAGUACGCCAGCAUUUGGGAACUGCUCUGGCUGGGUUUCUUUGCUGUAAUAAGUCCGAUGCUGCUGAACUGUCAUCCAUUGACGGAAAUGACUUUCUUCAUUGCCAACAUCUGGUUUUCAGUAGAAGAUCAUUCUGGCUAUGACCUGCCAUGGUCAACCCAUAGACUGGUGCCUUUUGGCCUGUAUGGAGGCGCUCCACACCAUGAUCUCCACCACUUGAAGUUCAAAUUCAACUAUGCACCUUACUUUACACACUGGGACCGGCUGUUUGGAACUCUUAGUCAUGGUGUCAGGGAAAACAAUGUAUCUGUGAAGGUCAACAAAGAUUAAUUUUGAACCCCAUCCCUCACCCCAUCCUUCCCAGAGUCAAUAUUUUGGAAACUCUGAUGUGAAAAUAAGCUGAGGAAAUUUGUACUGCACAUAUUUGUGUUAAUAUAUUUAUAUGUUGUAUUUAAUUAAUAUUCAUAGCUUAUGAUGUUUGGAAUUUGGUUCUAAUGACACAAGCUUCGUGAAAGAGAUGAAAACAGUAUGUUUUUUCUGCGGAUAUCUGUGCUUUUAUAAAGCUGCUAUAAAUGAUCAACUAAUAUCUAAGUCUGCUGGCUGAAGAAAUAAUGCAUACAUAUAAUUCCUAUGGAAUUUCUCUUGUCUUCAAAUUGAGGAGAAAAGGGUUCUUUUUGUAAACAUUUCUGUUUGUUGCUAACCGAAACGUAGCACUGAUCUUUUGUCCUGUGAGAUUUAAAUUAUUUAUAUUAUAUUGAUGAA